Messenger RNA from Lagopus muta (rock ptarmigan), 8050 nucleotides. RefSeq names its product chromobox 7 (gene CBX7). The transcript is spliced from 6 exons. Gene Ontology annotation, cellular component: PRC1 complex. Gene Ontology annotation, biological process: negative regulation of transcription by RNA polymerase II. The coding region runs from base 115 to 849 and encodes 244 amino acids. Lineage: Eukaryota; Metazoa; Chordata; Aves; Galliformes; Phasianidae. The record is from RefSeq and is a predicted model, not a curated record.
GCAGGUUCUAAAGCGGGGCGGGGGGAGGGGGCGUGGGAGGGGGAGCGGCGGGCAACGGCCGCCAACGGCCGCCGACGGGCACCGCCGGCCUCGGCCCCGCUGUCCUCCCCUGCCAUGGAGCUGUCGGCUAUCGGGGAGCAGGUGUUCGCGGUGGAGAGCAUCCGCAAGAAGCGUGUGCGGAAGGGUAAAGUAGAAUACCUGGUGAAGUGGAAAGGAUGGCCCCCAAAAUACAGCACAUGGGAGCCAGAAGAUCAUAUCUUGGACCCUCGCCUGGUAGUGGCUUACGAAGAAAAGGAAGAGAGAGACCGUGCUUCAGGGUACAGAAAAAGAGGUCCCAAACCAAAGCGCCUCCUAUUGCAGCGGCUGUAUGGCAUGGACUUGAGGAGUGCCCACAAGGGAAAGGAAAAGCUCUGUUUCUCUCUUGCACGGAGGUUUGGAGGAGGAGACAGUAGCCUGCCAGGGGCCAAGACAGGGCAGGCAGAGUUCUCUGAGAAGACUGGGGGAACAGUCCUGCCAUUCUCUCUCCGGAAGCAACGCAAAAACCAGAAGUACUUGCGACUGUCAAGGAAGAAGUUCCCCCGCAUGGCAAGCCUGGAGAACCGAAGCUGCAGGCAUGAGUUCUUCUUGAAUGAUGCAGUAGACCUGGAGACCCAGCAAAGCCCUGAGGACUGGGAGGCUGUGCAGCACACCGGCAAAGAAGCAGAUGUGGAUGGCAAUCUCCCUUGGAUUCCCACUGUGCCCCCCAGCGAAGUGACAGUGACAGACAUCACGGCAAACUCCAUUACCGUCACUUUCAGAGAAGCACAAGUGGCUGAGGGCUUCUUCCGAGACCGGAGUGCGCAGUUCUGAAUCUCCAUUUUCAGUGCUCCCCAAAUCUAGUGCUUUUAGAGUGGGGCUAGGGAGGGCUUAUUUUAUCCCUUAAGAAGAAAAAAAAAUCCAAAAUGUCUCAGAAUGUUUACAGAGACCUUUUUUUCUUCUCCUUUUUUCCCCUUUCAGAUACGCAAAAAAAAAAAAAAGGAAAAAAAAAAAAAAGGCAGCAUAGGGGUGUGUGCUUGUCAUUGCUUUGUCCAUCUGAAAAACUGACAGCCCUUUCCCUGGCAAAGACUCCCCUCCUAGAUGUCGAAGCAGCAAGCUGAACAAUUUGGCUUUUAUGCUGCUAAGUGGCAGCAGCUGCAUUUGUGGGGAGAGGGCAUGUGGAGGUGGAAAGAGAGCUAGGUCUCUAGCCUGCUGCCUUGUUCUGCAAUUGAUAUCCCUUGGAUAAAGAUACUUCUCUAUGCGUUGCUCUUCCCACCUUCCUCCUCCCUCUCUUCAUGCAGCACUGAGAGACGAUGGAUCCUACCUGUGUAGAUCACUCCAGCCUCUUAAGACUUUCUCUCCAGUGCUGUUUUCCCUGGGGCCUGCUGUCAGGACUUCAGAACCGUAUUUGCCUGUCUGUGGUAAGUAAGGCUGUGCAGCACAGCAGGUCCAUGUAGACAGCAGAGGUUUCUCUGAUUGUUGGUCAUACAGAAAAGACUGAAACGCGUGUCUGAAAAAUGAAUUGGCUAACUAAAUUCAUUAUGCCCUUGUGAAAAGCCCAGAAACCCAGCAUAGUGGAGGCAUACCACUCUGUCUAUGCUAAACAAUAUUUCCAGGCUUGUCUAUGCUGUGUGAGAAAUAUGUUAUGGAAAGUGGGGUGUUCCUAUCUUCUGCCAAAUCCUGGCUUAAUGACAGAUGCUGCCCUGAGUCUGUGAUGAUAGUUGGUUGAAAUCUGACUCUCCUUCCCUGGAAGGAGGGGCCGGUAGGACAACUGAAGCAUUGCCUGGCACUGCAAAGAUAUUCAAUAUACUGGCGCAGGCCCAGGACACAGGAAUUGGACAGAACUGAGCUAGAAAUGGACCUUGAUUAGUGGCAAAUUCUGUUCUUGGAUGCCAUUGGGAGAUCCAAGGUAAACAACAUGCGGAGAAGGCAUGCAUUAGAGUAGAAGGGGGUGGGGUGGGGGUGGGGGAAUCGUAAUUCUUAGCAAGGAGAAUGCUUGGAUUGUACUGUCUGAGUAAUGUUCUUCCGUGACUCCAGUCUCCUCACAGUAUCUGUGAUCCUGUACUUCUUUACUGAUGGAAACUUCCCCUUGGAAGGCUUAAAACUUUGCCAAGGAAAGUGGUCUGCAUUUCAAUAGACCCUGCCUGAUCUUGCACUUAAAUGCCUCAUGCUGGACUGCCUGUGAUGCUUUGAGGUAUUUGAAGAAAUGCUGUAUUUUGAGUUGGUAGUUUAGCAUAGCAUCUGUUCCUGCACAUGCAUAUUCCCUUCCAUUUUCUUGAAAUCAAAUUUUAUUUAAGUAAUUUAAAAUUUUAAAUACAAACAUUUUCCUAUGGAAAGCAAGAAAAGUAAGCUACAGUCUGAGGUGGGAACUUCCAGAGAGAGCUGCAGGAGUAUGCUGGCUGUCAUGAUUUCCAUCCUUAACUUCUUUGUUCCCUCUUCCCAUUCCACACAAAGCAUUUCUUUCCUGCUGUAUUUAUUCUGUGUGAAACUAUGAGCCUUCUGAGCUCUGAGGUAUAGGCUCUGUGGAAUUGGGCAGUGUUCAGCAGUUCCUUUGAAGGGUUUUGCCUGCUGACCUUCAGAGUUUGGGAGCUCUGGGACUUCUGGUCAUCCAAACAUCUGCUUCUUGCAAAAUGCUUGGGCUGCCCCCUGAAGCUUUUAUUAAAAGCAGAUUUUACCUCUUAUAGGACAUGACAGGUCAGUGCAGACUUAAGAUUUCCCCUUCUGUCUCGAAGCUGUGUAAGUAGGCCAGUCUUCUGCUGUGUCACUGCAGUUUCAGGACCACGGGGAAGACCCUGAAUUUCAGAACGAAUCUUUUGUCUCCCAAAUAAGCAACGUGGAAGUUUAAUUAUGGAGAAAUUAGAGAGGGUGAGAAGUGAAAAAUGAGCAGGAAAGAAGCUUGGAACAGCAAGGGCAGACUGAUGAGGGAAUUAUACAGGCCUAGGAUGUUUGUUGAAUGUGGGUGUCUGGAGUAAGGCUUCCAAAUCUGGAAUUGUAUCACAUAAACAGGUUUGCUCUCCUCUGCAGUGUGUGAGGUUGUGCAGUAUCACUCACACUGUCACCCCCCCCCCCCCACACACACACACAUCCCCCUCUUCCUGAUACUUGUCAAACAGGCAGAAAACAUUUAUCUUUUUUCUUACUGUGACCUGUGGGCAUUUAGUAUGGCUGAGUCUGCUCACUGGGGUUGCAGUAGGUCAGGUAGUCACAGUUAGAGAAGCACAAUAUUUUAGCUCGUUUGGGGCAAAUUCUUGAAUUCCAGCUCACCCUGCUGAAUCUUCAUGGCAUUUAUGGGAUCUGUUUUCUUUAAUGCAGCUACUGCUACCAUCACAUUGUACAAGUACACCAAAAUCCUUCCUACUUAUUUAGGUUCCAGUCAUCAGCUGACAUUGGAAGCAGUACCAAUCCCAUGGCAGGAAGGAACUUGUCAUAGUAAACCAGUUCUCCAUCCUCUGCUUUUUCUUCCACUCACCAGCUGAGACUUCUCAGCGUUUUGUUUUGGCAUUUCUCUUUAAACAUCUUUUCUUUCUCCUGCAGUAGAGGUUUUCAAAAAACCUGUGGUGCUCUUUCAAAGAGGAUACACCCACAGCUUCAUCUCUUAAUCAUGCCUAGAUUAGGUUAGCUUGUGUUUUUUGCAGUGACUAAUCACCUGACUACAUGGAGUGUUGAACAAGGUACCUGGCUCCCAUGCUGCUUUAUGUACAGGUCAGUUAGGAGUUAGGGACCAGGUUAAGGUGCAGCACAUUACUUGUGCAUGGGUUUGGUUAGUGUGUGUGAGGAGGAGUCUGUGGUAGGAAACUGAGCAGUUUGAUUUCGUUUUGUUGUGUUUCUUUUGUUUUGCUAUUGGGAUUUUUUUUUUUUUUUUUUUUUUUUUUACGUUCACAAAUGCAGUGUUAAAAAUCCAUUAAAGAUUUUUCUUUUGGUCUUUCUAACACAUUUCCAGUGUCUGGCAACAUAUCAUUGUAGACUUCCUUAGUGGAGCUGGUCUUCAGGGACUUCAAAAUUAACGUGAGUGCACGUCUGCAGAUGUAGAGAUGCAUGGGGCUUUUGUACUUUUGAUAGCAGCAGGGCUCCUCUGGGUUCACUUUUCUCCCAUAUCCCAUCCAUCUUUAGGUUCAAUCCCAAAGUCUGGAUAUUGAGCUGGAACUUCUAGAGCUAACAUACGAAAAUUGGAUGCUGUGCUCACAGUUUUGUUACACAUUCCAUUUGAUUAGGAGAGCCAGAAUAGCAUCCAGCUGAAGCAGAGUUUAAUAACUCUAUUCAAAGCACAAGCUGAGAAUAGAAACGGGCUAACUCUCCCAUACCUCAUUUGGCUCUAUGGCUGUAAACAAGAAAAACAAACUUCAGCCAGUAGAACUUAGUGAACUGUGCACGAGAAACAAACCUCUCAAGGAAGAACUCUUCUAACGGUUGUUCUUCAGAACUGUUCCAGUGGGAGAAUGACCAGCUGUGUUUAGGGGGCAGAAGUUUCUCUUUCAUAAAUCUUCUCACAGUAACUUCACUGUGUGACAGGACCGAGGGGCUUCGUGAGAUUAGAAAACCUUUGUUGUUAACACUGGUUUAAAAACGAUUGGAAAGGUGCCUCUGUUCCUGGCUGGUUACAAAGUAGAUGUUGUUGCUCAGAUAUGUAAGCGAUGCCUUGGAACAGCAAGUUUUAGCACGUAAAUAGUGGCAUUAAGUAGCCUUGUAGCUCCUGCAUGCUCCCUUAUUGUCUUGCCUUUGCUUGGGGGCCCUCUUGCUUGUGAAGUCAGACCGAGGUAUUUAUUUUAUUUUCUCUUUCUUUCUCAAGCACAGCCAGGGUAUUAUUAUGAGAACACCCAGAUGCCAUUCUGUUGUCCAAAAUAAGCUUAAAUUUGUUGGUGAACUGACCCUUACUUAUGUCAGAGCCUCAUACAGCAAGAAGCUUAUUGAGAAAGGAAUGGCUCUUUUUGUUGUUGUUGUUAGUGUUGUGAAACUAUCCAGAAUUGUUCUCUCGGUGUUUUGUGACUGAAUGUAUAAAAUUGUUUGUUUGCCUCACAGGGUGCCGGUGGCCCCAGUGCUGUUUCCUGCUCUGUGGCAGCCAGUGUUGUUUGAUGAUUUCACUGGAAUAGAGAGGGGAGGCCUCGCAUAGGUCAGAAAAUAGGCAGGCUUAGCACAUGUAAGACCUUCGGUGGUAGCCACAACAGAGGCUGGGGUGUGGAAGGCAGCAGUGAGAGCUGUUAGCCACAUCCAUGCAUUUGAGCAAAGCUCAGUCUGCCGUUGCCUCCCCACCCCUUCCUCUCCUCUCAGGUUUUCUGAGGUAGGGAAAGUAGGGAAAAUGACUCUUCCUAAUGCUAAAUGGUAUCUGCUCCUCUUCAGCUCGCCCCUUCCUUGCCUGCAGCCUGAGAAGAAGAGGGCUGUUGGACCUUCUAGGAAAAAAAUUGUAGGGGUAGGAAGAGAGGGAAGGAGGGGCCUCAGGUUUGCUCUUGCUGGGUUGCAAAGGGCAGGCCUUUGGGUGAGCAACUGAGAGAGGAGAUGCGAUGUAAGAGCAAAGAACUUGUAAUGAAACUCAAGGGCCAAAAUUGUCGUGAUUGUAAAGAAAUACUGAGAUGAUUAACCUGAUUUUUUUUAUUUUUAUUUUUUGUAAUUGUUUGUUGAGGUGGGUGUUAACUGCCAUCUGUCAGUUAAUAGCAGCAAAAUGAAAGCAGCCUGCUCCUUACAGGCCCUUUGUGCUUCUUGCUUGGUUGUGAAUUUACCUUAGUCUCCAAGAAGAGUGGGAAAAUCAUAUGAUGGGGAAGGAGAAGAGACAAGUAAGGGAUGAAAUGAGGCCACGUUCAGCCACUGUUCUAAUGCAGUGCCUUCUGCUCCGAAACCUGUGAUCUCUCACAUCAGCUCUGGUGUGUCAGUGCUUCAGAGCAGUCAGUGGGUGGAUGGCCCUCUGAGCAGGCCAUGCAGAGAGGAGGUGCUGUGUUCGUGUCUCUCUUUUAUCAUUUGGAAAGGAAGGGAGGUGCAUGCUGACAGCUUACGUGAGGUAAUUUCUGCAUGGAAGUAUAUAGCAUUAGCAUAUACAAGUGAAGGGAGCAUGUCUCUUUCACUGUUCUCAAAAUAAUUGUCCCCAGGGGUAUAGUAAACUUGAUCUUGAGACAGCAGGUUAUGAUAAAGAGGCCCACUGAGUCUGACUGCAGUGGAGCUGUCUUUGCAGAGACAGCAUGGAUCUUCUGGGUGUUGAACCACCCAUGUUCCAACCAAGCAACUGGGCACGCCUAUGAAACUGUUGAAGAGAGAAGCAAUCACUUGGAAUGCAACUCAGACUUCUCAAAUACUUUCCUGCAACAGGUACUUCCUGAAUUUGAUAAUCCUUCUCUUUCCUCUUCCAGCUCUCUUCCCUUGUACCAUUAAGCUCUUAAAGUACAAUGGCUUAUUAGGGAGUGGGCCAAGGGUGAUCCCCAGCUAACAGGGUUGUGUGCAGAGGAGAGGAGUUCAGGGGGAGUUUGUAAUGGGUGUUAGGCCCGAGAAGGAUGCCUACCAAGAGAGUGUGGAUAGGAACUUUGCUGCUGGAACUGUUUCUGUUUGCUGUGGGACACGCUGCAAACCCUUCAGGGGUUCUUCUGAAACACACCCUGGUGAUGUCUGAGAGCACCAAUUGAAUGUUGAAGGGGAGAGCUUGUAAGAGUGUUCAGAACCUCUAUCAGCUUAUCUCAUUACUGGGAUAGCAGUUUUGACUGGGAGGGGGAUUUCAGAGGAAGUGGAAAGACUUGGUUUUAUUUUAUUUUUAACCAGAAAGCGUAGUGUCAGCACAAAGAAGCUCUUUGCAAGUCUGUCAAGACGUUAAGCAGCUUUUUUUUUUUUUGCUUUUAGUCUGAAGCAUGUUUUGAAGCACUUUGAAAAUGCAAAGCACUAGGAGUGCAAAGUACUCCUUGUCGUCUGCCUGAAAGUGGCAUUUGAAAAACAUUUUAAAAGCGUUUGAAAAGAUGUAUCUAUUUCAGGUCGGUAGCUGUCCCUUGUUAUUUUUCCAGAGUUCCCACCCAGCCCUUAGCCUCCCUCCCAUGGCUGAGGGGAGAGUUUCCUCAGCCCUGCUGAGUGGAAGAGGCUAACCAAGGAGGGAGGGGAGGCUCACAGUGCCCUGUGUGCUGGCUUCCUCCCCACCACCUCCUUCAUCUGAGAUAAGGAAGAAGAGGAGGAAGUUCAGUUGCAGUGGUCCUAGUCUGGAACUGACUGCGUCUUUUAGCUCUGGAGACAUCUUUAUAUCUGGCCUGAAGAAUUGCACCUUAUGAGUCUGGCUGAGGAAUGGGGAGGCACCUGUCCUCUUGCAGGUGGUGUGGAAAGGAGGGAAGGGUGAGCCAGAAGCUGUCUUCAGUAGAUGCUGGAUUUUUCUGGAGGCUGUUUCCUCACCUUAUCUCCAACAUAACAGCAACCAAAUAACUGAAUUCAUCCAAAUGAAGCUUUUAUUCUUUAUAUCUAAAGAGCCUUUUGAGCAGGCUAAGAUGAGAGGCUCUUCUUUCUUGCUUAGCAUGCUCUACAGUCAAAGGAACCUUAGUUCUUUCCUGGGGUCUUUGGCUCCAGCCUUCCCCUUAGCUUAGACACACCAUUUGGACUCUUUGCACACUGACUCAUCUAAUGUGAUCUGCUUCCCUUCUGCUGGGGGGCAGAAGAUGGGGUCUACUGGGAGAAGAGGGUCCCUGGUUCUUGUUCAUGUCUCUUCAGCUGUUGUUUCUGUCAGCACGCUAGAGUAUGAGAGUCUUUGCACACAGAAAGCUUUCUUUUGCACAGAAUGAGCUUCUAGCUUUUGUACAGACUAAUUGAAUGUAUUUGGGGGGGUUGGGAGGGAGGGAAAAGGCCGUAAAGCAAUUCCACAUGAACCAAUCAGAGUAUCAUGCCUUGUCUGAGCGAGCGUGAGUCGUAAGCAGAGGUUGUAAUGGCAAAGGGAGGGCAGGCUCAAGUAUAAUUUGACACAAAGUGUGGUUUUAUUUUUGUACUGAUACGGAUAAGAGACUGUACAGCAUCUAUUUAUUUAGAUGAUUUAUGUGGUAAAUGUUGCAAACAAAAUUAUGAAAAUAUUAAAUAUGAGAACUGACAUUUA